Fulvia fulva is the source of this 2592-nucleotide messenger RNA. RefSeq lists its product as uncharacterized. The record is from RefSeq and is a predicted model, not a curated record. The transcript is spliced from 2 exons. Gene Ontology annotation, cellular component: endoplasmic reticulum membrane. Gene Ontology annotation, biological process: ERAD pathway. Bases 1 to 2592 code for a protein of 863 amino acids. Gene Ontology annotation, molecular function: protein binding. NCBI's taxonomy places the organism in Eukaryota, Fungi, Ascomycota, Dothideomycetes, Mycosphaerellales, Mycosphaerellaceae.
AUGAAGCGACCCAUCUGGCCCUUCCUCUUCGUCGCGUGCAUCUUUCUCGCAUUCGCCUUCGCACAGGAGCACUUCGUCGAUGCCGUCGAAGACCAGCGACCACUGCAGCACCAUCCCGAGCCUUCGGAGGCAGCCUACACAGCAGGCAAGACGUCAAAGAGAGUGCAUGAUGCAUAUGACGAUGGACAACGAGCGCAGAGCAAUGCAGUGUCGGAGGCGACGGUGAUACUGCGAAAGAUCAAGCCACCGGCGGUGUCGACAUGGACGGGUUGGUUCAAGAAGCCGAAAGGUGUUCUAGCAUCAGCCGCCUACUACGCAAAGGAAGCAUUUGUGCUUCUGUUCAUGAACUCCCCCAAGCAGACACAUCUCCUCACGACCUCGAAGACGACAGAUCAGCCUCCAAAACUCGGCCAGCCACUCUCGCGAGCGGUCAAGAUCCUCGAAGACGCGGCAAACAACGAUGAUGUCGAUGCGAUCCACCUUCUGGCCGAUCUCAACUUCUACGGCAACUAUAGCCACCCCGUUGACUACGAUCAGGCAUUCUUGAGAUACAAGCAUUUGGCGGAUAUCACAGGAAAUGGGACAGCACAAUACAUGGUUGGCUUCAUGUACGCCACUGGCCUCGCGCCUUCCGUGCCCAUGAAUCAAGCAAAGAGCAUGUUAUACCACACAUUCGCGGCGGAGCAUGGGCAUACACGGUCGCAGAUGACACUGGCGUACAGGAACCUGGCAGGAGUCGCCACACCGAAGAAUUGCGAUGAGGCAGUGCAUUGGUACAAGCAAGUUGCCGACAAGGCUGUUGAAUACUACCGCUCUGGUCCGCCUGGAGGUCACAGCCUGGUCAAAAAUGCGUACAGAAUCGCCGAUGAGGCAGGUGGUGUGUUUGGCGAAGGAGCCAGUGUAGCAUCUGCUGGAGCAAACUCGAAGCAGGGAGGACCCACGAGCGAUGCAUACGCAGAUGUUGAGGACGUCCUGGAGUACUUACACUUGCAGCACUCAAAGGGCGAUCUUAAGGCGACGUUUGGACUUGCGCGGCUAUACUACGACGGCUCUCGUGGUUUGAAGCGCGACCCGAGAAUGGCGAAAGAGCACUUCAUGUACGUGGCACGAGAGUAUUGGGAGAAGGGCGGCAAAGUGAGAAAAGACGUUGGGCACGGUACUGAGAAGCUUGCAGCUAAGGCGGCAGGCUACCUCGGGCGCAUGUUCUUGAGAGGCGAAGGCAUGGAGCAGAGCUUCGACAGAGCACGUGUCUGGUUCAAGCGUGGAGUCAGCAACGGGGAUGCACUAUCGCAAUAUAGCCUGGGCUUGAUGCAUCUGAACGGCUAUGGUGUACCACGGGACGUUGUCAAAGCAGCAGACUAUUUCGCCGCUGCUGCCGAUCAGGACCUGGCCGUCGCACAAACGAGUCUUGGUCGCCUGUUCCUGGAUCAGGGAGACACAGCCACUGCGACCAAGUACUUCGAGCUUGCUGCGAGAAAUCAUCAUAUCGAGGCAUUCUACUAUCUGGCCGAGAUGAACAACAAAUCCAUCGGAAGAGACCGUUCCUGCGGUGCGGCAGCCGUGUACUACAAAAUUGUCGCCGAGAAGGCCGAGCCAGUCUGGUCAUCAUUGAACGAGGCGGUUGACGCGUACGACGAAGGCGACGAGUCGAAAGCUUUGAUGGGCUACCUCAUGGCUGCCGAACAAGGCAGCGAGAAUGCCCAAGCUAAUGUAGCCUGGCUUCUUGAUCAGUCCCAGCCGCGUUGGUCGCCACUUUUCUGGUUGUCUUCCAAGUCAAAAUCAGCUACCACCGCUAUCGGCGACGCAGCUCUGGCUCUUGUGCACUGGACUCGUUCUGCCAAACAACAGAACAUCGAUUCAUUAGUCAAGAUGGGUGAUUACUAUCUCUUCGGUUUGGGCACUGCCAUCUCUCCACAGAAUGCUGCUGCUUGCUAUCAAUCAGCUGCGGAGACACUUGCAUCUGCUCAAGCAAUGUGGAACCUGGGAUGGAUGCACGAGAACGGCGUAGGCAUUGAUCAGGACUUCCAUCUCGCCAAGCGCUUCUAUGAUCAAGCGCUCGAGACCAAUCGCGAAGCAUACCUACCCGUCAAGCUCAGUCUCUUCAAGCUGCGAUGGCGAUCAUGGUGGAAUGGUGUAACGCGGGGUGGCGUCCAUGGCAUAGAAGACGAGCCCACCAACCGCAAGAGCCGGACCUUCGCCGAAUGGCUACAGGACUUCCUAGAAGCGGACGCGGCAUACUACGCGGAAAACUACGAGGCAGAUGACUGGGACGGACAUGAUUCUAUGCCUGGUGGCGACGAGUACUGGGGUGAUGGCGAAGAGUAUGACGAUGCAGUUGUGGAGACUCUGCUCAUCGGCGGACUGGUUAUGGCACUGGCAUGGUUGAUCUAUUACAGACAACAGCAACAGCGCGCUGCUGAGCAAAGAAGGAGAGAUGGUGUCGAUGCACCACAGCCAGUCCAGCAAGUCCAGCAGGCUCAACAGCAGCAACCUCCGCAACCGCAGCCGGGGCAGCAGCCGAAUGGUGGUUUCUUCCCACAACCUGGCGAUCCAGCGUGGAACGACUGGGUUGCUGGAGGUAUUGGACAUUAG